Molecule: messenger RNA, 732 nt
Organism: Pelecanus crispus (Dalmatian pelican)
Lineage: Eukaryota; Metazoa; Chordata; Aves; Pelecaniformes; Pelecanidae
Source: RefSeq, a predicted model, not a curated record
UCGCACCUCCAGUACCUGUUCAUCGAGAACAACGACAUCCAGGCACUCUCGAAGGCCACUUUCCGUGGGCUCAAGUCCCUGACCCACCAUUUCGUGGUGCACCAGGUCCUGCCCUUCCAGGCGGUGUCGGCUGAGCCCUUCACCUACGCCAGCGACCUGUACGUCGCCCUGGCACAGCCCGGCGCCAGCAGCUGCGCCGUCCUCAAAUGGGACUACGUGGAGCGCAAGCUGCGCGACUUCGACCGCAUCCCCGCUCACUCGGCAGUGCACUGCAAGCCCAUUGUGGCGCAGAACCAGCUGUACGUGGUGGUGGCCCAGCUCUUCGGCGGCUCCUACAUCUACCGCUGGGACACCGCCGUCGACAAAUUCAUCAAGAUCCAGGACAUCGACAGCCAGAAGACCCGCAAGCCCAACGACAUCGAGGCCUUCCAGAUCGAAGGCGACUGGUACUUCGUCAUCGCCGACAGCUCCAAGGCGGGCUCCACGAGCCUCUACAGCCUAAACCAGAACCGCUACAUCGGCGACUCCAAGGUGGUGCGGUGGGAAGGGCAGCGCUUCGUCGAGCUCCAGACGCUGCCGUCCCGCGGCUCCAUGGUGAUGCAGCCCUUCUCGGUGGAGCAGCGGCAGUACCUGGCCCUGGGCAGUGACUUCUCCUUCACCCACGUCUACCUCUGGGAAGAGGAGAAGCAGAAAUUCGUCAAGUUUCAGGAGCUGUCGGUGCAGGCGCCGCGG